AUGAAGGCGUCUACUGAUAAUGAUAUUUUAUUUAACAACAAAAAAGAAUUCAUAUAUUACCUAGAAAUAUUAAAUCACAUUGGAUACUAUGAUGAAAUGAUUUCCAUAAUAAUCUCUGUUAAUGUUCAUAAUUACAAUUUAAAUUACUCUGAGGCAAUAUUAAUGGGAUCUACCUUCAAAAAUGCUUUAAACAUGAGAAGGAAAGAGAAGACAAUACUUGAAAAUAUAAUAACAAAUGAAAAAUCUAAUGAACAAGAAAGGAAUUGCGCACAACUACUAAAUCACAAGUUAAAUAAAGACAUAAGGACCAUAGAAAAAAAUACAUAUGACGUUAUAAAAUUAAAAUGUAUUCCCAAAGCAACUGAUCAAAAAAUAUUAAUGUUCUAUUGGCAUUUACUUGGAGAUAUUACAAGAUACUGUUCUGAUACAUUUGAUGCGGAACAAAAGAAGAAAAUGCAAGAAAGAAGCAUGCGAUCGUAUUCUUAUGCCUUAGGUUAUGCUAACCGAAUGAACAUCCCACCAUCAAGUCCUCGGAUGUUAGAACUCCUAGUUAGUUUAACAGUUCUAUACAAAGAUAUAGAAACCGAUAUAAAUAUUUCCAUAGAAAUGGCAGCACAAGCAUUUAGAGACGCAAUUCAAAAUAUGCAUCUUUUGGAAAAUGAUGACGAAUGCUCCAAAACGAUUCGUAUUUUAGGCGUACUGAGAGAUAAUAUAAAUAAAUGGUGUAAACUUAGUGGUAGAAAAAAUGUAAAUGCUCUAUUUGAAAUAAAGGGAGAAAAUUUUGAUAAAUAUAAGGAUAUUAUGAACAGUAUCCAGUCAUAA
Messenger RNA from Plasmodium gonderi, 822 nucleotides. Its product is annotated as 14-3-3 protein. The coding region runs from base 1 to 822 and encodes 273 amino acids. Gene Ontology annotation, cellular component: cytoplasm. The record is from RefSeq and is a predicted model, not a curated record. NCBI's taxonomy places the organism in Eukaryota, Apicomplexa, Aconoidasida, Haemosporida, Plasmodiidae. The transcript has 7 exons. Gene Ontology annotation, biological process: signal transduction.